This is a messenger RNA of Microtus ochrogaster (prairie vole), 678 nucleotides long. It is a transcript of the gene Med29, whose product is annotated as mediator complex subunit 29. The record is from RefSeq and is a predicted model, not a curated record. Gene Ontology annotation, molecular function: transcription coregulator activity; transcription factor binding. Gene Ontology annotation, cellular component: mediator complex. Gene Ontology annotation, biological process: regulation of transcription by RNA polymerase II. Lineage: Eukaryota; Metazoa; Chordata; Mammalia; Rodentia; Cricetidae.
ACAGACUGGAGCAGACGCGCUUGUGACGUACAUCCGGCGUUCUACCUGAGGAAAAUGGCUGCGCCCCAGCAGCAGGCUUCGGCGGUUUCCUCUGCAGCGGGUGUGUCAGGUCCGGGUUCUGCCGGUGGCCCGGGUCCCCAGCAACAGCCGCAACCGACGCAACUGGUGGGACCCGGCCAAAGCGGGCUCCUGCAGCAGCAGCAACAGGACUUCGAUCCUGUGCAGCGCUACAAGAUGCUCAUCCCGCAGCUGAAGGAGAGUCUCCAGACUUUGAUGAAGGUUGCAGCCCAGAACCUGAUUCAGAACACUAACAUUGACAAUGGACAGAAGAGCAGUGAUGGACCCAUACAGCGAUUUGACAAGUGUCUGGAAGAGUUCUACGCUCUCUGUGAUCAGCUGGAACUCUGCUUGCGCCUGGCCCACGAAUGCCUUUCACAGAGCUGUGACAGCGCCAAGCACUCUCCGACACUGGUACCCACAGCCACCAAGCCAGAUGCAGUGCAACCGGAUAGCUUGCCCUAUCCUCAGUACCUGGCUGUCAUCAAAGCCCAGAUUACCUGUGCCAAAGACAUUCACACUGCCCUGCUGGACUGUGCCAACAAGGUCACAGGCAAGACGACUGCAGCCUCAGCUGGCCCUGGGGGCAGUCUCUGAGAAUGAAGUGCAGCCGAAGGCAAA